Messenger RNA from Guillardia theta CCMP2712, 1158 nucleotides. RefSeq lists its product as hypothetical. Bases 1 to 1158 code for a protein of 385 amino acids. The transcript has 3 exons. The record is from RefSeq and is a predicted model, not a curated record. NCBI's taxonomy places the organism in Eukaryota, Cryptophyceae, Pyrenomonadales, Geminigeraceae.
AUGUGGAGGCGACAGCUGGAAGAAGGGGAGGACGUCUACAUGCGGGUACGAACGACCCCAAGGGAGCGGAGCAUCGAAGAGCUGCUGGCCUUCUCCGUCGAAUCCAAAGAGGAGGAUGUAGACUGGUGCUGCGCGGGCCAAAGAGCUUCCUCCUGCUGUGAGAGGAGACAGACGGCGGAGGAUCCGAAUGAGCAGCGCAGCCGCGAGGCCGUUCGUGCUCUGUACACUGCGACGUUCCCCUCCCUCAAGGACAAAGAGCUGCAUGAAGUGAUCCCCCAGCACUUCAAGGCUGAACGAUGCUCAAGCUCGGCCAGCUCUCUGAGCACGUGGAGAGAGCUCAGCGGGAGGUCAAGCCCGUCAACCAAGUCCCGAUCGCCGAGCAGGUUCCACGAGAGGCUGUCGCCCUCAGAUGAUGACAACAGCGUUGAGGAUGAGAACUCCGGGGAGCUGCCGGACCUGCUCGUUGAUCGGUCCUCGUCCUCUCACAAGCUCUCCAAGUCCAAGCACGAGCAAGUUACGAAAAUGCGGAAAGAGCACCAGAUAAGGAGAAUCCAAAUGCAGGAGAUGAAGAAUCAAAUCACCGCUGCCAAGAUGCAGCAGGCCAAGGAGGAGCGAAGCCAGAGGCUGAGAAUGGCGCGGGAGAGGAAAGAGGAGGACCUCAGGAGGAAGAGGGAAGCGGCGAUGCGGGUCAUCAAGGAGAAGAAGGGGAGUCACAACAGGACGAGGGAGGAGGAGAAGGGCUGGGCUCAAGAGCUCUCCUCCUCCUCCUCCCCCGAUUACUCCAUCCAGGUUGCCGACACCAACGUCCAGUACCAGUCCGACCUGCCGUUCGCUGCCUUGAUCGCCCCGUCUUCAUGCAAGCCUGAGCGGCCGGGGAGGGUAGAGGAAGACGACCUGUCGAUGCAGAUAUCUUUGUCUCUGAGAUCGCUCAAGUUCCUUCAGCUCAAUGAAGGAGGAGGAGGAGGAGGAGGAGGAGGAGGAGGAGGAGGAGGAGGAGGAGGAGGAGGAGGAGGCUACAAGAGGCCUUACACGACUGUCUCAACUGGCAGGAUUCGACCGACUUUUGUAGUGACCAACUUACGGGGCUCAUCUCCGAGGUACCUCACAGACGAUUCACCGGAAGUGGUUGAGAGUGUUUGCGGCGUGAGCAUGCGUUGA